Molecule: messenger RNA, 1086 nt
Organism: Boeremia exigua
Lineage: Eukaryota; Fungi; Ascomycota; Dothideomycetes; Pleosporales; Didymellaceae
Exons: 3
Coding region: 13-1086 (357 amino acids)
Biological process (GO): actomyosin structure organization; mitotic cytokinesis
Cellular component (GO): cytoplasm; myosin II complex
Molecular function (GO): calcium ion binding; cytoskeletal motor regulator activity; myosin heavy chain binding
Source: RefSeq, a predicted model, not a curated record
UGCAACACUAACAUGCCGCAGUCGGCGCCCACCGAGAAGCCGUCGCCGCUCUUCUUCAACAGCGCCCGCGGGUCGCGCCAGUCGCCGUUUGGCCGCCCGGGCUCCAUCCGCCAGGGCUCGCCCGCCGCCGCCCGCCCGUCGACGCCCACGAGCUCGCCGCUGAAGCCCAAGGAGACGCCCGGCCCCGCGUCGCCCGUCCUGCUGCGCCCCAACAGCGCCGCCCCGCAGAGCGCUCCGUCAUGGCUGAAGACAGGCGGUGAACCGCUGUCGCCCGGCCCGCAGCUGCUGUCGCCCGCCCGCGACCGCCCCGAGUACGCCCGCAACACGUCCAGCGCCAGUGCCCCGCGUCCACUCAGCACAGCGUCGCUCGCCGCCAUGUUCGACGGCGGCCGCGAGCGCUCCAGCACGCCUCCACUGGCCGCCCGCGCAAGCACCCCCCCCUUCACCGCCCGAGCCAGCACACCGCCGCUGUUCCUCCGCGACAGCACGCCCCCCGUCGCCUCGCCCCUCGCCUCGCCCGCCGUCUCGCCUGUCAUCUCGCGCGCCGUCUCGCCUCUCAUCCGCCAAUCCACCAACGACGCCCUCUCCAAGCUCCCCCCGCCCCUCCUCCACAGCAUGCGCGAGUCCUUCUCGGUCAUGGACCGCGACGACGACGGCCACGUCACGCCCCCGGACGUCGCAGACAUGCUCUCCCAGCUCGGCCUGAGCGCCACCCCGUCCACCCUCUCCGCCUACUUCAACGGCGCGCCCUCGCUCAACCUCGCCACCUACCUCAACACCCUCGCCGACCUGCUCUCGCACCUCUCGCGCCCCGCCGAGCUCAGCGCCGCCUUCGCCGCCUUCGACGAUGGGGAUGAUGGCCAGAUCGACCUCGCCGAGCUGAAAGACGCGCUGCUGCACACCCCGCCCGAGGAGGGCGGCGGGCGUCUCACCGAGCGCGAGAUUGAAGGGGUGGUCGAGGGCUUCAGCGGGCGCAGGGCGUUUGGCAAGGCCGGGAAGGGGUUGGGGAGGGGGGAGGUGUUUAGGUAUCAGGAGUUUAUGGCGAGUCUGGUGGGGGGGCCGGGGGAGGCGGAGACCCAGGAUUGA